Ipomoea triloba (trilobed morning glory) is the source of this 1801-nucleotide messenger RNA. RefSeq names its product ammonium transporter 1 member 1. The record is from RefSeq and is a predicted model, not a curated record. Gene Ontology annotation, biological process: ammonium transmembrane transport; ammonium homeostasis. Gene Ontology annotation, molecular function: ammonium channel activity. The coding region runs from base 34 to 1536 and encodes 500 amino acids. NCBI's taxonomy places the organism in Eukaryota, Viridiplantae, Streptophyta, Magnoliopsida, Solanales, Convolvulaceae. The transcript has a single exon. Gene Ontology annotation, cellular component: membrane.
UCAGCUGUACAAACAGAAUACAGAAUCCAAGCCAUGGCGUCGUCCAUAAGCUGCUCAGCCGAUCAGCUGGCUCCGCUUCUGGGACCGAACGCCACCGCAGCCGCCGCCUACAUCUGCGGCCAGUUCUCCGGCGUCAACACCGCGCUCGUCAACACCGGCUUUGCCGUCGACUCCACUUAUCUCCUCUUCUCGGCUUACUUAGUCUUCUCCAUGCAGCUCGGCUUCGCCAUGCUCUGCGCCGGCUCCGUCCGCGCCAAGAACACUAUGAACAUCAUGCUCACUAACGUCCUCGACGCCGCCGCCGGCGGCCUCUUCUACUACCUAUUCGGCUUCGCCUUCGCCUUCGGCACCGGCGGCAACUCCAACGGCUUCAUCGGCCACCACUUCUUCGGCUUGAAGAAUAUCCCCGAUGGAGCCGCCGGCUUCGACUACAGCAACUUCCUUUACCAAUGGGCUUUCGCUAUAGCCGCCGCCGGCAUCACCAGCGGCUCCAUAGCCGAGCGGACCCAGUUCGUGGCGUACCUAAUCUACUCGGCUUUCCUCACCGGCUUCGUUUACCCGGUCGUCUCCCACUGGUUCUGGUCCGCUGACGGUUGGGCCAGCCCGUUUAACAACGACAAUCUCUUAUUCGGAACCGGAGUCAUUGACUUCGCCGGUUCGGGCGUGGUUCAUAUGGUGGGCGGAAUCGCCGGUCUAUACGGAGCACUUAUUGAAGGUCCUAGGAUCGGCCGGUUCGACCGGUCCGGUCGGUCCGUUGCGCUACGUGGCCACAGUGCUUCGUUAGUCGUUCUAGGAACCUUUCUGUUAUGGUUCGGGUGGUACGGGUUUAACCCCGGUUCGUUUAACAAAAUUCUAGUCCCGUAUCCCGACGCCGGCGACGCCUAUUACGGCCAAUGGAGCGCCGUGGGCCGCACCGCCGUGACCACCACUCUAGCCGGAUGCACGGCGGCGCUCACGACGUUGUUCGGAAAACGGAUUUUGUCCGGGCAUUGGAACGUGACGGACGUCUGCAACGGGCUGUUGGGCGGAUUCGCCGCCAUCACCGGCGGGUGCUCCGUCGUGGAGCCGUGGGCGGCGAUCAUCUGCGGCUUCGUGGCGGCGCUGGUGCUGAUCGGCUUCAACAAGCUGGCUGAGAAAGUGAAAUACGACGACCCACUAGAGGCGGCGCAAUUGCACGGCGGGUGUGGAGCGUGGGGAAUCAUUUUCACCGCACUUUUCGCCAAGGAAAAGUAUGUGAACGAGGUUUACGGGGGGAAAGCGGGUCGGCCUCACGGGCUGUUCAUGGGCGGCGGCGGGAGGCUUCUCGGGGCGCACGUGAUCCAGAUUUUGGUGAUAUUCGGGUGGGUCACCGCCACCAUGGGUCCGCUCUUCUACAUUCUUCAUAAGCUGAAACUUCUCCGGAUCUCCGAGGAAGACGAAAUGGCGGGUAUGGAUAUGACCCGACAUGGAGGGUUUGCGUAUGUUUACCACGAUGAAGAUGAUCACAAAUCAGGGAUCCAAAUGAGGAGGAUUGAACCCGCAGUUCUUCCAAGUUAGAAGAAUUUUCAAUUCCUAUAUUACUUUUUUUUUUUACGUCCUUUCAUUUUCAUUAGAAUUUUCAACGUUUGGAAAAUAGUAUGCAUAGUAGAAUUAUGAAGUUUUAAAAUUCAAAAGAAAAAAAAAUGGGUAGUUAUCAUGGGAAUUGAAAAUUCUUAUUAAUUAUUAUAUUGUUGUGGUUGUGGGUGAAGAUAAUGUGUACUGGUUAUUCAUGAAUGUCUUACUAUUCCUGUGUAAGCAAAGACUUUUCUCUUUCUUUCUUUCU